UCGUUACCAGGACGACCAGAGAGGGUUGGACCGACAGCAGCGCGUCUCCAUAGGGAGAGGAGGCCGAGGGUUGCGAAGAGGAAGGGUGGACAGGCGGGUGCAGGGGUGUACAUCCAGGGGAUAGGCCGCUGUCGGAAAUUUCGCAGAGAUGGAGUUUCUACAGAAUCAUCACGCGGUUAACACCUCCGAGUCGCCGUAUACCCUCGGUACAGGUUCCGUCGGCAGCAUCGAGGCGACCAUCUCAUCCAGCCUCUGUUCUGGACCGCUGGGCGUNCUCGCGGGCGACGACGCUCUAUCAACUGACAAUCAAAACGAGGAAGCAGCCGCACUCGGUGCCGCUCUGCAAGGUACGCUGCGUUUACAGGAUCUGCAGAGCUCGCCGGAUGACAUCGGCACCGAUCAAGCCCAGCAACUUUCGACUUCCGGCCAGGCCGUAAGCGAGUUUGGCGGCAGCUUUUGGGUCGACGACAUGGCGGGUUUUCCUCUACCACCAUUGGACUUGGAUCCGCUGCCUCCCGGGCUGUUCAGCCCAUGUUCGGGAACGUACAACUGGGGCUGCUCGCGCGGCGAAUGCAUCCCAAGGGCCGGCAACGGCGCGAACGGCGAGGGCGUUGCCGAUGUCCUCUUAUCCCUAAAACACGCAGUGGUGCAUCCUGGAAGUCCAACAGCCGGCUAUUAUCCUACCGGUGCCGGUUCUACUGCAGCCCAUCACUACUCGCAAGACUAUGUGCAGAAUCUAGGACCGUCGGUUCCAGGUCCGGGUCAUUACGGUUCUGCGUCCGCCAUGUCCGUCAAUGUCUCGAUGAACAUGACGAUGAACAUGAACAUGCAUUCUGGAUACGAGCAAAGCUAUUCGUCGGCGUGGGGUGUGGAACCUCUUUUAAGUCCCGCCCCUCAGUACGGCAAUCCGGUGGAGGCGGCGGCGCAAACGACCGUAAGGGUGAAUCAGGGUGCACCGACCAAUAGCGGUUUGAUCGGCCAUCCCCAUUCUCACCCCCAGCCACAUCACGGUGGUGGCCGGCUGCAGCUCGGGGGUGAACACACGAUAUGCAUGGGUACGACAGGUCCGGCGACUGCUACGGGCGGCGUCACCCCCGAGGAUAAUGGCAGACCCAAUCUAUGCAGGAUAUGCGGCAAGUCAUAUGCCAGACCUAGCACUCUCAAAACUCAUCUGCGCACUCAUUCUGGGGAAAAGCCGUUCAGAUGUCACGCGUGCUCGAAGGCGUUUAGCCAGGCGGCGAAUCUGACUGCGCACGCGAGGACACAUUCUGGGGAAAAACCAUUCCGAUGUCCUGUGUGUGAUAGAAGAUUUUCUCAAAGUAGCUCGGUGACCACGCAUAUGAGAACGCAUUCAGGUGAACGACCCUAUAGAUGUCGAUUCUGCAAGAAGGCGUUCUCCGACAGCUCGACGCUCACCAAGCACCUACGUAUUCACUCCGGUGAGAAACCGUACCAGUGUAAGCUAUGUCUGCUUAGAUUUAGUCAGAGCGGUAAUCUUAAUAGGCAUAUGAGAGUUCACGGCGGUUCCCUGACGUGACACAGUCCUCGCGCAUCAACACAGUCCACGAUGAUGAUGAUCGAUGACAGCGGUGCUGCGCGCCAAUUUCCCAAAUGCUGUCGUAUACCUGUGAUUCGAUUAGGAACAAACUCGCCGGAAAAAUAAUAGACAGAAAUAAGGCGAGUGUGUCUCUCACUAAUAAUAUAUAUAUAUAAUUUAAUACUAGAAUAAUUAAUUUUUAUCAGUAUAAUUAAUUGAAGAAAGAAGUUUCGAUAUCUUAUUUAUGUAUUUUAUUAAUUUAAUCGCAUUAUGCAUACGAAAAAGUUCGAGACAAAAAACCGUCGUGAAUAAACAUAAGUAAGCCAAUCGUCGGCAGUCUGUCAGCAGAUUGAUAGAAAUUUGUGUUCUAUUGACAGAUCUUGCCGCUAGUUUGCAUUAGACUGUGCUGCAGGUCUGUGCUUCAUCUCUCUGUCAUCAUAUUUUGCUGGCAAACUUUUCUAUAUUUUUAGUACUAGCCAUCUCUCUGCUGAUAUCAUUGCAUACAACAAAUUCUGUAUGAAAUUUAUAGUCUUUCUGCCGAAAAAAUUUGUAGCAUCUUGCACAAUUUGUAUUAGAUAGACUUAGCUAUCUCGCAUAUAACUUUUCUGCAUUUUUAUGCCAUCAAACUCGGUGAAUCGAAAAUUCAUAAAAGUCGUAACAAAAAAAUGUAUUUUAUACAUUAUUAUGAAAUUAUAUAAUGAAAAUUACAACGUAAAUUAUACAUUAAAUUAUAUAUUGAACAUUAUGUUUGCGUGUGUGUAUAUAAUUAUAUAAUUAUAAUUAGGAAAUGAUAUAUUCUCGAAAUCUUCUCGAAAUAAAAUCGCGACGAUAUACAAUUUCUCGAAAUAUACAAUCUAGGAACUCUUUGAUAACUAUGCCGAAAGUUUUAAACAUUAUAAAUAAUGUUACUCUUGACAUAUGAUAUUUAAUAUUUUUAGACAUAAUCAAUUUUUUUUAGAUAUAUAUUUUUUUUAUUAUCUACAAUGUUUCUCUCAGUUUUCUCAACAUAUUGCUUAUCAAAAAUGCAUAAAAAAUUGCAAUAUUUAUUUUUAUAAACAACUAUUUCUUUUUAGUUAUUCCAUAAAUACCAUAAAUAUAAUUUAAUAAGAUCCAAGUUAGAGGAUAUCAAAUGGUGAUCAAAAGUCAAACUGGACAGCUCUUUCUCUCUCUCUCUCUCUCUCCUAAGAUUAAUAAAAGAUUAUUUUACAUGCUUCUGAUUGUUAACUCUAAUAAUAGGCUUGUGCACUCUGUCUUACAUGUAUAUUGGUCAGGAUGGGUGUAAAAUAGGAUAAUAGACUCGAGUGUGCAGCAUAUUUAACACAGCACACAGCAAGCAAAAUUCCGUCGAUAUUAUUGUACAAAUAUUGUAUUUAUUAUAAUUAUUAUUAAUUAUAAUAAUAAUGUUGCUCGUUUUUAUCUCGACACCAUCUUUUCUCAAAUAUUUAUUCUAUCAUCAUCGAGUGUGUCAAGUGGCUCUUCUUCUUUUUUUAUGUUGUAGUUCGCUUCUCUUUUUUUGUUUGUGUAUAAUCGCAAUGAACAAAGAUGUAGUUUUGGUGCUGUCAAUUCUUACUCGUCGAGAAACGAAAAAAUGAAAAACGAAAUGGAAAUAAAAAGAAGAAACAAAUAUUACAGAAUAUCGAUUGAUCUAUCUAUACAAGUAUAUUCGCAAUGAAAAGAACUCGUUUAAAAACUAAUUAUUAAUUAAAAGCAACGUAUUUUUCUCUCUCGCUCUCUCUCUCGCUCUCUCUCUCUCUCUCGCUCUCUCUCUCUCUCUCCCCCU
Molecule: messenger RNA, 3317 nt
Organism: Formica exsecta
Lineage: Eukaryota; Metazoa; Arthropoda; Insecta; Hymenoptera; Formicidae
Product: protein glass-like
Exons: 7
Coding region: 149-1537 (462 amino acids)
Cellular component (GO): nucleus
Source: RefSeq, a predicted model, not a curated record